AUAUGAGACAGUUUUAAGAUAUUUUUCAAAGCAUAACCAGACUUAAAGCUAAAAGCAUUAACUAUACAUAAAUGUGUUUUUAAAUAUUAUUGCUAAAUUGAUUUUUAUAAUUUUUUCAUACAAUACAUAUUUAGAAAAGUGAAGAAAAUGAAUGAAAUACAUUAUGGUAUUUCACAAGAAACCCUGGUCUCCAAUAUUGAACACCAAAGUGUACCAGCUAAAAGAUUACCUCAAUAUAUUGCUAGUUUGGCAGCAACACUUGGCGCCUUAGCAAAUGGAAUGAUAUUAGCAUGGACCUCUUCUGCUGGUGAAGAUGGAAAGGACUUACAGUCUUUAUAUAAUAUAACAAUUUCUAAAGACGAAUUUUCAUGGAUUAGCUCAUUAGCUGUAGUGGGUUCAGCAAUAAUGUGUAUUCCUAUUGGAAUUCUUGCUGACAUAAUAGGAAGAAAAGGUUCAAUGCUUUUAAUGGUGAUACCUUUUACCAUAGGCUGGUUACUUCUAAUUUUUGCCAAUAAUCUAGCCAUGUUUUAUUUUGGUAGAUUCAUCACUGGUCUCAGUGGUGCAGUUUUUUGUGUAGUAGCACCAAUAUACACAGCAGAAAUAGCUGAAAAUGAAAUUCGCGGAUCUGUUGGAAACUAUUUUCCUUUACUUCUUACUGUAGGCAUCCUUUUAUCAUAUCUUUUAGGAACUUUUGUUAAUAUGCGUAUAUUAUCAAUUGUAUCUGCUACUAUACCAGUUGUAUUCUUUGUAGUUUUUAUGUUCAUGCCAGAAUCACCAAUCUACUACUUAAAAAAAGGUCUUGAAGACUCAGCUAAAAAAAGUUUAAUUAGAUUACGCGGUGUCGAAUAUGAUAUUGAAACUGAGUUACAACAUCAAAAAGAUGCAUUGAAAGAAAACAAAAAUACAGUAUCCUUUUGGACUUUAAUCCAUCAAAGAGCAACCUUGAAAGGUUUUAUAGUAGCCUAUGGUCUUAUGUUUUUUCAACAAUUAUGUGGUGUUAAUGUUGUUAUAUUUUAUACUAACUACAUUUUUAUAAAGGCUGGUAGUACUUUAGAUUCUCAUUACUUGACUAUUAUUAUAGGCGCAAUGCAAAUAUUAGCUGUUUUUGUAAGCACAUUAACUGUAGAUCGUGUAGGCAGAAGAAUACUGCUAUUAGCAUCUAUAAUAUGUUCAGGUUUAGCAACUUUUGUACUUGGAAUUUAUUUUUAUCUAUUGGAUAAUGACAUUGAUGUAAAUUCUAUUACAUGGCUACCUCCGACAUCUUUAUGUAUUUUUAUUAUUAUGUUUAAUAUAGGUUUUGGUCCACUUCCAUGGAUGAUGUUGGGUGAACUUUUCGCAGCAGAAGUUAAGGGUGUAGCUGCAAGUAGUGCUUGUUUUUUAAAUGCGGUAUUAGGUUUUACUGUAACUAAAUUUUUCAGUAAUCUUACAAAUGCAAUUGGUAUUGGUCCUACAUUUUGGUUAUUUACUGUAGUCUGUGUUAUUGGAAUGUUUUUUGUUUACUUAUUAGUUCCUGAAACAAAAGGGAAAUCUUUAGGAGACAUCCAAAAAGAAUUGAAUGGCUACUAAGUAUUAUUAUUGUUUAUGAUACAUUAGUUUAAAAUUAUUUCAAGAAAGGCAAUGUAAAAUAUUAUAAUAAAAUAAAUAUAUAUAUUUGCAUAAAGUGUAAUUUGUAAUAAACUAUA
Frieseomelitta varia is the source of this 1682-nucleotide messenger RNA. Its product is annotated as facilitated trehalose transporter Tret1-2 homolog. Lineage: Eukaryota; Metazoa; Arthropoda; Insecta; Hymenoptera; Apidae. Gene Ontology annotation, biological process: carbohydrate transport; transmembrane transport. The coding region runs from base 148 to 1566 and encodes 472 amino acids. The transcript is spliced from 2 exons. Gene Ontology annotation, molecular function: sugar transmembrane transporter activity. Gene Ontology annotation, cellular component: membrane. The record is from RefSeq and is a predicted model, not a curated record.